AUGCUAUAUUCGACCAAUUUUGAUGACAAAGAACUCAAAGAAAUGGAUUUUUUACAAAAGAAAUUUAUAAGGGGUAUUAAUACUUAUAAACCAAAACAAAUUGAUCAGCCAAGAGGUGUGUGUGUAAAUAAAAAAAAUGAAAUCAUUUCAAAGUUAUUACCAUUGAUGCCAAAAAGCAGGGAACAUUUUUGGAUUAAUUUACAAGUAUCCGUGACAUCUACUGAUCUAGUAGUAAACAUUGGUCUAACGGAUGCAUUUUUAGAUGAAUGUGUGAUAUAA
Molecule: messenger RNA, 279 nt
Organism: Macrosiphum euphorbiae (potato aphid)
Lineage: Eukaryota; Metazoa; Arthropoda; Insecta; Hemiptera; Aphididae
Source: the annotation of a GenBank genome assembly